This is a messenger RNA of Funneliformis geosporum, 276 nucleotides long. The record is from the annotation of a GenBank genome assembly. NCBI's taxonomy places the organism in Eukaryota, Fungi, Glomeromycota, Glomeromycetes, Glomerales, Glomeraceae.
AUGCCAUAUUACUUUAUACUUCCAGACAGUAAACCUAAAUGGACAAUUGAUAUUUUCAUGUCAUCUUUGUUAAAUGAUAAUAUAUUCGACUUAUCUGGCAAAAAUCUGAUUAUUUUAGUCAAAAUGAUUGAGAAUGAAUCAGACCAUUUUCAUAUUGUAAAAUUUCUUAAUAUAGAGAUACAAAUCGUUGGUCUUCAAAAAGAUUAUAUUUAUUAUGACAUAAUAGAGAAAUCUUAUGGAAUGCAAUUGGACGUCUUAUUAGAUGGAACUGUGUAG